Messenger RNA from Acaulospora colombiana, 180 nucleotides. The record is from the annotation of a GenBank genome assembly. Lineage: Eukaryota; Fungi; Glomeromycota; Glomeromycetes; Diversisporales; Acaulosporaceae.
CGAUUGGUUCGUACGACCCCUCUCUCGGAGUCACAAACUCUCGAAAAUUUUGUCUAUUCGAACAUGAUGAACGCGUUGCCCAACAAAUGUGAACACGUUCACUUCUUCUUUAAAAAAGGGACGGAGGAGAUUGGACGUUCGGUUAAUUAUGUGCUUGUGAACCAUGCGGGACAUAUUUAA